GUACAUUAUUGAUAGAUGGUUGUAGGUCACAUACCAGUGGUGUUCUGAAAAGUAAAUGGGUGUGAAAAUUUCCUGAAAUGGCAUGAAAGAUUAGACAGGACCAAAGGAACUCACUGAAUUUGGUUUGAUGUUUAUUGGCUUGGAAAUGAAGGAGUUACUGCAAUAUUGAUACACUGUUAUAUACAUAUACAAGUGGUGUUUUGGUGACGGCAUUGCACUUUUACGACGAUCCCCAAGUUUAGCACAGUGUAGCAAAACCACGUGUAAGUCACUUGAGUUGUAACUUAUGAUUUGUCUGUAUUUACAACCCUUAGGGCAAAAUACUUAGACUUUUUAGCCAUUAGUACUCAUGCACGCUCUUACAGAUUUGUUUACACAUGUACACCUAUCAAUAUACUUCCAAAUCUAAUUACACAUUUACAGAUUCCAGUACACAUUUACACAUCUUAGUAGGCAUUUACCAAUUCUUCUACACAUUUACAAAUGUGAUUACGUACACACCAAUUGAGACAGUCACACAAAUACCCAGACACAUUUGCAAAUAGUUUUGCUACAAUAGUUGCCCCACAAAAAUCCGCUAACGUCAAGAUGAGUGUGCAAUUUUGCUCACUGGGAGCCGUAUCGCGGCCAAACAGCUUCCUUUGCCCAACGUUGCUGGAUUCACGUUUUCACAGCAGCCGAAGGAUCAAUCAGUGUCAUUUUUCAUUAACGGAAAAUAGCUUCUGAUGGCGUCCGGAUCGAUCCCGGAGCAGUUACUGAUGAACGAUGAGUUGAUCCGGAGCUUAAUCGAGGUGGCCAAGGACACGGCGCUGCUGCACGGGGUUUUGAUGCGAACCACGGAAAGCCCUAAUUUCCCAGAGGUGGUGACUCACGCGCCAUUCACGCUCUUCCCGUCCCCGGUCCCCAAAGGCCUCUUUGAGCAGGCACUUAAAGUCCAGACCCUCUUCAACCAGUUAGUGGACAGAAUUAGCCAGGAUCCCUGUUUCCUGGAGGAAGCCCUUGCCAGCACGAUCAAAGUAGACAAAUUCACGGCAAGGCUGUUCGACAUUUACAGACACGUGCUGAAAGAAGGUCGAUCACAGUCGAUUGUCCUGGGCUUGAAUCGCUCCGACUACAUGGUGGACCAGCGGCCGGAUGGGAGUACCUCAUUGAAACAGAUCGAAAUCAACACCAUCGCUGCCAGCUUUGGAGGGCUGUCUUCACAAACCCCAGCUGUCCACAGGCACAUCCUGAAGGUCGCGGGUCUACUGGAGGAGCAGAAGAAGGUCCUGAACAAUGACCCAGCAGCAGGGCUGGCUGCUGCUCUAGCCAAGGCCUGGCAAUUGUACGGGUCUGAGAGGGCUGUGGUUAUGUUUCUGGUUGAGGAUGUCCAGACGAAUAUCUAUGAUCAUCGAUAUAUAGAGAACGAGUUGUGGAGGAGGAACAUUCCAGUCAUACGGCGGAGGUUCGAUGAUGUGUUUGACACCGGAUCACUAGAUUCGGACAAACGACUGUUUGUGGGCAGUCAGGAGGUUGCGAUCGUUUAUUUCCGCAAUGGCUACAUGCCUCAGAACUACACAGAACAGAGCUGGGAGGCACGGCUCAUGAUGGAGCGUUCCAAGGCUGUUAAAUGCCCAGACAUAAGCACCCACCUGGCCGGCACCAAGAAGGUCCAGCAGGUACUGACCCAGCCUGGAGUUCUGGAGAAGUUCUUUCCUGAUGACCCAGAGGCUGUCACCCAAAUCCGAGCUACCUUUGCAGGCCUGUAUACCCUGGACAUGGGUGCAGAGGGAGAGAAGACGGUGGCCAUGGCCUUGGAGAAGCCUGACCAGUUUGUCCUGAAACCACAAAGAGAGGGUGGAGGAAAUAACGUCUAUGGUGCAGAUAUCUGCCGGGUGUUGGAGAAGGUAAAGGGUGGAUCGGAGAGGAUGGCCUAUAUCCUAAUGGAUAAGAUUUUCCCACAGCCAGUCCAGAACUACCUACUGCGACAGGGCACCCCAGUGAAACUCAGUACCUGUAUAAGUGAACUUGGUGCCUUUGGAGCCUAUGUCAGGCAAGGGACGGAGAUGCUGCUGAACGAGUGUGUUGGGCACCUGCUCCGGACCAAGAGCAUCGAACACGCGGACGGAGGGGUAGCCGCGGGUGUGGCUGUGCUGGACAAUCCUCUUCUAUUCUGAGGGUCUUCUACCCAGUGACAUACGAAAAGGUUAUGGACCAGAAAUCACUUGAGGUGCUCUAUUGGUGACUUGUGAUCAGUGGCAUUUUAUGGUCGUAGUGGCAAACAAACAAACAAUCAAACAAACAAACAAAUACAUAAAUAAACAAACCAAUCCGUUUUACUUUGGCCGCCUUAAUUAGCUACUGUGGAGCACUAUUGGUGCAAUUUGAAAAUCUGAAAAUUGUCAUCUUAGAAAGUUUGAAUAAUUAUGAAGAAUUUAUUAGAGAUUUUUAUAUCAAAAUUAUUGGUAUGUAGGUUAUAUGAUCGGAAUUGUGUGAUUUAUAUUUUUUAGAAUCCUCACUGAAUAUAUAAAAGCUAUUCUACCAAUAAUGUUGACAUAGUUGGCAGAUGUUGAAUUUUCCCUUGUGAUGAUGUGUUGAAAUAUUAAUAACUUUUAAUAAUGAAGUUCCAUCAUCCUGUCUUGUAAAAUCCCACAGUUUUAGAAUGUGAGGAAAAAAUAAAUUAUUCUUUAAAGAUCUCCUUCUCGUUUGAUUUUGUUAUGGAUCUUUAUUCAUCCUCAGCUUCAGUUCUGUAACAACAUUUGUAACACUUCAUUAGCAACUUUCUGUAAUUCAUUAAUAGCAGCUUUUCUGUAAGUCAAUAACUAUUACAUAGCACUGAACAGAUUUAGUUCAUGUACAUUCAAGUACUUAUGUUGUCAAAUAAUUCGUAUUAGAUCACAUAUUUUUAAACUUAAAUGAUUUAAGAAAUGCCAACUAAAGUACUUUUCAGUAAUGCAUUGUGCAUGUUCACCACUCAAUCAUUAAUAUCUGACUAACUAAAUGGACAUCCCCACGUGUCAAUUCCCCAUUUCAUUUACCAUAAGGUUCUUGUGCAUGGGUUAUAGAGACUAAAAACCACCAAAUUUAUAAUUUUCUUCUGCUUUGUAAGACAGAAUGAAAUUAGGCUUGACCUUUACGCACUGAGAUGUCUGCAUUCUCUAAAUCUUUUCACAGUAUUAUGUACUUUAGGUGUUGCAAGACCUAAAUUCUCUGCAAUAUUGCAUUCACGAAUGUUCCUUUUCAAGUGACUAACAAUUCUCUCACAAAUUUUGGCACAAAGGGGUGAGCCACGACCCAUCUUUGCUUGCAAAGGCUGAGCCUUUGAUGGGACCUCCUUUCACUCAGUCAUCAUACCUCACCGGCUACCAAUUAGCCUGCUUAAUGUGGAGUCUUCCAAACCUGUUACUGGAAUAUUCUGUGCACUUAUUUUAACUCUGUCCCAACUUUUGUUGAGAAUGUUGUAGCCGUCAAAUUCUAAUUCUGCAUAUAUUUUCAAAAUACGAUUAAGUUGGUCAGUACAACUAUUCAAAAACAAUUUUUUUACUUUUGUCAUUUAAAUAAAGGUUCCCCGUGAA
Molecule: messenger RNA, 3554 nt
Organism: Paramormyrops kingsleyae
Lineage: Eukaryota; Metazoa; Chordata; Actinopteri; Osteoglossiformes; Mormyridae
Gene: gss
Product: glutathione synthetase
Biological process (GO): glutathione biosynthetic process
Cellular component (GO): cytosol
Molecular function (GO): glutathione binding; glutathione synthase activity; ATP binding
Source: RefSeq, a predicted model, not a curated record